UAACACCAAGACUUUAUUUACAAAGUAACUCUUCACGCAAGAUCAUCACAACUGUCCUUUCAUUCAUUUGCUUUUUGUGUGGGUGUGUGUUUGCUGCAACAGGUUCAGAGACAGAUUGAGAGACUUUGGCAAGUCAUUGAAUGCUGGAAAAAGAGAGAGGGAACAUCAGCAAAGCAAGAAUGGGAGAGUAGGAUCAGAAAACAACACUUGACCUCCAAAUGCUGAGAGAGGAAGAGAGAAAAAAGAAAGAGGGGAAAAAAUGGAAAGGGAUGAAAGAGGAGAAGGGAUAGUGAAGAUGAAAGCCCACUUCAACAGAAGCAUGGGCACAAAUGAUUGGAUUAAUGGAAACCCAAACAGAGCCAAACUCCGCAAGCGCCCAACAAAAGGUGACAGAGACUUGCAUAGCCCGCAUAUUUUCAAACAUCCUGCUCCCAUGAAGAGAAGCCAGCAGCAACAGACUCUCUCUGAGGAUGAGUUGUCUCUGUGCUCGGAGCUGUUGGAUAGUGAGAUUGAGAGAAUCCUCGCCAUUCCAGCUGCCUCCAAAGACAGGUAGUUACGCUGUGCAGGUGUGUGGUUCUAUAUACCGCUCACUAAUGCUAAUUAAUGCCUUAAGACAAAGUAACCAUUUUUAAACUGCCCUUAGAAAGCUUCUCAGAAACUUUGAUUCUACCAUUCUUGGUCAUGGGCUUCCUGGGUCUUUUCUGCUCCACGUGCCGUACUGUGGCGUGGACGAGGUGGGCACCCAUUUGUUAGGUGCCUUGCUGCGCCUCUGCAGGUGCCCGUGUCAGUUCCACCGCAUGCUGCAGAAGGCCAAGGGGCAGUGGGGUUGUGCCUGUGUGCAGUGAGGCCAGCACAGGCUACAGUAUGGACAGCAUAUUUCAGUUUUUUCAAACCUGAUCCAAACAUUCAAAUUGUAUGGAGGAGAAGGGGACGGAGGGGAACAGGGAGGGACUGAACCAGUUAGACACUGUGAGAUGUAAGAGGCAUACCAGUUCUCUACUUUGCACCAUUACUACACGUCAUCUGAGGGAAGGGAGUUGUUUUGGUUCUGUGCCAGAAAGUAAUUUUUUCACAUGUAGUGUAGCUAUGGGUGAAUGUAUCCAUCUGCUUUUGCGCUAAAGGUUUUAUUCAUCACUCAUCAGUCAUCUUUUCUUUCCUGCCUUAAUGUUCCUUCUCUCUCUUAUGCUCCUCCUUACUGUCCAGUCAUAAGUCUCAUUCCACUGAAGAGGCCACAUGAAUCAAAGUGUAAUAAAAUAUUUAUUUUUCCUCAUUAUUGUUUGUUUUGUUGUUUGUUGUAGUUGAUAUCUGUAUAGUUCUGUGCAAUUUUGGGAUGGCGAGAGAUGAACAUUUUGUCUAUUAACUACAAACAAAACUACAACCAAUUAUAUAAUUUCCCUUUAUGGGGAGAGAGAGACAAGCAUGUGUGUAAACUGAAUGAUUGACGAGGAGAAGGAUGGAGUGUGAAUAUGAGAAACAUGUGAUUGUCAUCCUUUAUCAGUCUGUGUUAUAGAAGUAGCAGUAAUGAAGAAGAACUUCAUCUACAGGAUAGUAAUGGAGAGAGCUUGUAUGUGUGGUUUUUGAGAAAUUGGACAAAGUCUGUGUAUGUUUGAUUAAGCUAAAUGUGUCCCAAUGGGAUCUGACCUCUUCUUGCAUUUUUUGUGGAGGUAGUCUGCAUUACAACAUAGACCACAGUUAUUAGGAAACAGGAAGUGGUCAGACAUUUGACAUGAUGUAUACUCAGUCACCAACUUACCUUCACUUUGUGGACACAUCCUUUUGUUUCAUAUGGAAUAUAAAUUAAUCAAAAUCCACAUGGAUUGCACAGAGCAAAACCAAUUUAGCCACAUGUGUUGCUAGGUGUAGUGUUUUUGUGUGCUGACUGCUUUAUCAGUUUGAAGUCUGUUAUUUUAAGGAUCAAGCCAUGUCUGCACUGUAUUAAUACAGCUGUAGCACAUCUCUCAUGCUUCACUCAAAUGUUGAAUGUUAAUGAGGUAGUUCUGUUUAUCUUCACUGCACCAUCCUUCUUUGUCCCCUCCUCCUUAGGCUCAAACAUAGACAAGAAAAAUGUCAGUCUCCAGAAAGCAGUCCACAGAGAUAGCAAACCCAAUGUAAGAGGCUUUUGGGAGGGCGUGGUUUGUUCAUCUGUGCGGUCUGCAGGAGCAGGGAGGUAUUAUGUACAGAUUGUUAACAGAUUAAUAGGUAUUAAUUAAACCAUUCAACUCAGACUGCUAUACUAGGAAGUCUACCGUAGAGAAGUCAAUGUCUAAGGAGCCGCGCAAACUUAGUUCGUGUGAAAUCAUGAUUUAAAAAUGUUUCGUUUUUAAGAUAAAACAGAUUUUUACAUUACAAAAAGACGCCCAGACUUGUAUGAUGUAUACUGUAUUUUUUGGCUUGCACCUAUAAUGUAAAAUUCAAAAUAACUUAAGAGUAUAUUAAGUAUAGUUAAAUCUCAGAAAACUACGCCUUCUCCCAUCCGCUAGAGCGCUUUGUCCCAUUUAGACACAACGCUAAUGUGAGUUUGUUACGGUAUUCAAUAUUUAAAUUAAAAUAAAUAUACAUUGAAAACGCAAACAGGGAGUAGUCCUCAUAAAACUGAUAAAUCUUUUUCUACCAACUGUCGUUGUCUCACUUAAACUGGCAUCAGGGACAGGGAACGAGAAGAAGACAAAGAGAACUGGAGCGUCUCUGUUCCCCGCCCCUUUCGCUUCCAAAGCGCUGCUCCGCGUCUUUUUCGCGUCUUUCACAUUAGCGCCUCAAAGUUUGUUAAGGAACUAGCGUGUCAAACAUGCUUCGCCAAAACGACUUCGCGUUUACUCACCUUGUUUAACAGUGAAUGGCAGAGUACUGGAACUGUGAGGUGGGUCGGGACUCUCGGCGUGGAGCAAACUGACCGACUGAGCACGAGAAGCAAACUCCUGGACUGACAGCUGCGCGCGCCCACUCCCUCCCAUUCCCUACGGUAUUGACGAAGAAUGUGCGCCUGUUACACACCACCCAUCCUAAAAGAGAAAUCUGCUUUUUUUGUGUUGAAAACCUAUCAGUUAAGUGACUA
Electrophorus electricus (electric eel) is the source of this 3052-nucleotide messenger RNA. Lineage: Eukaryota; Metazoa; Chordata; Actinopteri; Gymnotiformes; Gymnotidae. The record is from RefSeq and is a predicted model, not a curated record.